Molecule: messenger RNA, 1620 nt
Organism: Emericellopsis cladophorae
Lineage: Eukaryota; Fungi; Ascomycota; Sordariomycetes; Hypocreales; Bionectriaceae
Product: Quinidine resistance protein-like protein
Exons: 1
Coding region: 1-1620 (539 amino acids)
Biological process (GO): transmembrane transport
Molecular function (GO): transmembrane transporter activity
Source: RefSeq, a predicted model, not a curated record
AUGGCCGACAGUGAGCGACAGUCCCACGGCCAAACGGAGUCUCUCUCACGAGUCGAUACAGAGGAGACGUCCGAUCAUGAUGAGCCUACCAGCACUCGACCAAGCGCCCUCGAACGCUUCUCAUCUAUCGUAGGGGACUCUACGAUGCCUGAUCCCCAGGCUGAAGAUGACCAAAUGUCCAGGGUGUCCAGCGGGCCGGCCUACAGCACCUUUUCGCCGGCGAUGAAGACAUGGAUCACGGUCAUGCUCUCUGUAGGGAGCUUCAUCUCGCCCAUGACCGCGAACAUCUACUUCCCAGCUCUCAACCCGAUUGCAGAAGAUCUAGGAGUCUCACUCAGUCUGGUCAACUUGACCCUGACAACAUACAUGAUCUUUCAGGGGUUGGCACCGACGCUUUUUGGUGAUUUCGGCGAUAUGGCUGGGCGACGACCAGCGUAUAUUGUCGCCUUCACCAUUUAUUUGUUUGCCAACAUUGGCCUUGCGCUGCAGAGGAACUAUGCGGCCUUGAUGGUGCUCCGGUGCGUCCAGAGCUUUGGAUCCAGUGGCACCAUCGCCCUGGGAUUCGCCAUGGUCGCUGAUAUUGCGCCUCCCGCGGAAAGGGGGCGAUACAUUGGCUACCUGGGCGCAGGUAUCAAUGUCGGGCCUGCCAUUGGACCUUUUCUCGGAGGCAUUCUGAGUCAGUAUCUUGGCUGGCCGUCGUUGUUCUGGUUCCUGGCGAUUGUCGUCACAGUCUGGCUGGUUCCUUGGAUCCUGACUGUUCCUGAGACGUGUCGCAACGUUGUUGGAAAUGGCAGCACCCCGGCGCAGUCGUGGAAUUUGCCAGUGAUACAGUACUUUGGAAAGCGCAAGAGCAGUCAAGAGCACGCCGAGACCCGAAAGCUGCGCUUCCCCAACCCCAUACGGACACUCGCUGUCGUGUUUGAGAAGGAGAUGGGCCUGAUCCUCAUUCUCAAUUCCCUUCUCUAUGUUGGCUUCAUCCUGACGGCCGCAACUCUGGGCACUCAAUUCAAGGAGAUCUAUGGUUACAAUGACUUGCAGGUUGGGUUGUGUUACCUUCCGUAUGGUGGCGGUUCGAUGAUGGCAGUUAUUGCGCAGGGAUACAUCCUCGACUGGAACUAUCGCCGUAUUGCCAAGAAAGCCGGCAUCACUAUCAGUCGCCGGCGAGGCGAUGACCUGCGCGACUUUCCUAUCGAAACUGCACGAUUACAGCCCAUUUAUCCAGCCAUGUUGCUAGGAGCCGGCGCGCUAGUUGGGUACGGCUGGGCACUGCAGGUCGAGACGAGUGUUGCAGCACCGCUGAUUCUUUCCUUCCUAAUUGGUGUGGUCGUACCGACAUCAUUUCAGACUCUGAACACUCUCAUCGUCGACAUCUUCCCAAAAGCUCCCGCCACGGCGACAGCGGCUAACAACCUUGUCCGUUGUUUGGUAGGAGCCGCUGGCGCGGCAGUUAUUGAGCUCGUGAUCCAAGGUAUCGGGCGGGGAUGGACAUUUACUAUCAUGGCGUGUCUGGUCCUGAUUUGCGUACCGGGGCUUCUCUUUGUUGAAAGACAUGGGCCUAAAUGGCGCAAACAGAAGCUCGCGAAGACCGAGGCGCCAGCAUCAACGCCACGAGAAAAGUAG